AAUUCAGCAGAUGAUACGAACGUGCCAAUCCAAUUCAAAUCCUUUUCUUUUUCCUUCUUCUUGAACCCAAAACAGACCAUGGCAAUUCUGUUAUCUACUACAGCAACCAAGCUUAGCUUAAAGCUUCUCAACAACAAUGGCAACAUGCAACAACCAUCCCCAACUUUUCACACUUUUUCCACUGGUUGCAUAGAGACCAAGAAACAAAGCAAGAAGCUUUCAAUUCUUAGUUUUUCUGUUCAUAAUCAAACUAGCAUUGAGUUAAACCAAGAAAAUAAUGCUAAAAUAGGACCUAGAAAAGGUGGUAGAUUCCCUGUUUUGAGUGAGGGUAGAGAUGAGGAUGAUAAGUAUGGGCUUGUUUGCCCUGGUUGUGGGGUUUUUAUGCAAGAUAAUGACCCGAGCCGUCCUGGGUAUUAUCAACAAAGAAAAGUUAUUAUUGAAGGAAGUGAAGUGGAUGAUGAUGAGGAAGAUGAAUUUGAAGGGUUCGAGGUAGAAGAAGACGAGUUUGAGGAUGUAAUUGAGGGUAAACUUGAGGAAAAUGAUGAGGACAAAGAUAAAUUUGAAGAGGAGGAUGAGGAGUUUGAUUGGGAUUCUGAUGAAUUUGACGCAAUGUACGAAGAGGAUGAUAAUUUGGACUUGGAUGGGUUCGCUCCUGCGAGUAUUGGGUAUGGUAACAUUACGGAAGAGAUAAUAGAGAAAGAGAAGAGGAAGAAGGAAGAGAGGAAGGUGUCGAAAGCUGAGAAGAAGAGGAGAGCUAGGGAGGGAAAAAGGGAAAAGGAUGAGACUACGGUAUGUGCUCGAUGUCAUUCUUUGAGGAAUUAUGGGCAGGUCAAGAACCAAACUGCUGAAAACUUGAUACCUGAUUUUGAUUUCGAUAAAUUAAUAGCAACUAGGCUGAUAAAACCAAGUAGUAAAGGAAAUGCUACUGUUGUUGUUAUUGUUGUUGAUUGCGUUGAUUUUGAUGGCUCGUUUCCUAAACGAGCUACGAUGUCGUUGUUCAAGGCAUUGGAAGGAACUAAGAAUGACUUUAAAGCCAGCAAAAACUUGCCUAAACUUGUCCUAGUUGCAACAAAGGUUGAUCUCCUCCCAUCACAAAUUUCACCAACUAGAUUAGAUAAAUGGGUUAGGCAGCGUGCCAAGGCAGGAGGGGCACCCAAGCUAAGUGGAGUUUAUCUAGUUAGUUCUCGUAAGGAUUUGGGUGUGAAGAAUUUAUUAUCAUUUGUAAAGGAAUUGGCCGGUCCUCGAGGGAACGUGUGGGUUAUUGGGGCUCAAAAUGCAGGCAAAUCCACUCUAAUUAAUGCAUUUGCAAAGAAGGAAGGAGCCAAAGUAACAAAGCUCACUGAAGCUCCAGUUCCUGGAACAACUCUUGGGAUUCUGAGAAUUGGAGGGAUUUUGUCUGCCAAGGCAAAGAUGUAUGACACUCCAGGGCUUUUGCAUCCAUAUUUAAUGUCCAUGAGAUUGAAUAGAGAAGAGCAAAAGAUGGUUGAAAUACGGAAGGAGCUGCAACCUCGAACAUAUAGAGCAACGGUUGGACAGGCUGUACAUAUUGGUGGCUUGGUGCGACUAGACCUUAACCAAGCUUCUGUAAAAACAAUCUAUAUCACCGUCUGGACAUCACCAAAUAUUUCUCUGCACCUGGGGAAGAUAGAAAACGCCGACGAAUUCUGGAAAAACCAUGUUGGAAUUCGAUUGCAGCCUCCAGUUGGCACAGACAGAGCGGCGGAAUUAGGAGAAUGGAAAGAACGAGAAAUCAAAGUGAGCGGAACAAGCUGGGAUGUGAAUUGCAUUGAUAUUGCAGUGGCUGGCUUAGGGUGGUUUUCCUUGGGUCUCAAAGGGGAAGCAACCCUGACAUUAUGGACAUAUGAUGGCAUUGAGAUUACUUCAAGAGAACCUUUGGUCCUUGAUCGAGCAUCAUUCCUCGAACGACCUGGCUUCUGGCUACCUAGGGCUAUAUCUGAGGCCAUCGGAAACAAAACCAAAGCCGAAUCACGCAAGAGCAUGGAUUCCCUAGAAGAGGCAUCUGUCUGAAGUGAAAAAGCUUAUUUUUUAUAUCUUCUGAGAAAAAAAACGACAAACAAUUUUGCCCAAAUGAUCCGCUUGAAGAGAAUAGAGACGAGUUUGUACUCUUCUCCUCUCUGCAAUGUGAUUGUGCUUAAAGCUACAUAGAACAGCCUCUCCUAUGAACAGCUUGUUUAGGUAACACAAGCCUUAAUAAAUGAACUUUAAUUUGAGUAAAUCUCAGAGAAUCCAAGUCUGUCUAGUGUUUAAUGAUUUCACUAAAAUUAAAUUUCUCCUCACUUUUGUUUGAGUUUAAUUUCACGUAAUUCGGCUACGCCCUUAGGAAAACGCUAACGUGUAGAGAUAUCAAAUAUGUAUCUUGCAUGGUCAGUAAUGUAAUCAUAGAGUUUGUGGGAUUUUAUUGUCUUUCUUAACAAAUUUAAACAUUUGUAUAAUGCACUAAAAUUAAAAGAUAACAACAAUGAAAUAUAUUUAUAUGAUUUGUUUUUCUUCUCUUGCUAAAAUUACAUUUUCUUUUUUACAUUUUUGGUUAAUUGAAAGGAAAGACUCGAGAAUGAACAAGGGAGGGAUACAAGUUGCAACCUUGCUCUGUACAAAAAACAGCAUAAACUACACUAGUCUAGUCAGAUCAGACGACCUGAAGUCAUGCCGAGAACUUAAACGUAAACGUAUGCAUAUCGAACUAAAUUACAUUCUUUACUGAUGGAACUGCUACAUCCUUCUUACCUCCUUCCAAGAAGCCUAUAACACCACAUCAUCAAACCAAUUUUCAUUAACAACUCCAAACUUCCGGAUCUAUAAGCUGUCAAGAUUAAUACAUACCGUCUACUUGGGUUUCACAAGACUCGACAAAAUCCUGAAAUUGAAAGUCCAAGCUAGAGAAAUAAUCACCAGCAUCAAGAUCAAAUGUAUCCGGGAGUAAACCAGCUACAUCAUUGCCAUUGUCAUCCUCAUCAUUGUUAUAAACCCCAUUCUCAUCCUGAUGCUGACUGAGCCAGUAAUCCCGAUACCAUGUUGAAGUGGUAACCAAUUGCCACCAUUCCGGUGAGAAAUCCUCCACUUGACGGUAAGCAGCAGGGAUAAAGAGAGGGGCGUUAGGGUUUAAUGUGGAACUUCCUCCUGAAACUAGUGCCAUCCUUCUUCAACUGUUGUUAAUCUAAUCUG
Molecule: messenger RNA, 3183 nt
Organism: Mercurialis annua (annual mercury)
Lineage: Eukaryota; Viridiplantae; Streptophyta; Magnoliopsida; Malpighiales; Euphorbiaceae
Product: GTP-binding protein BRASSINAZOLE INSENSITIVE PALE GREEN 2, chloroplastic
Exons: 4
Coding region: 79-2028 (649 amino acids)
Biological process (GO): chloroplast rRNA processing; brassinosteroid mediated signaling pathway
Cellular component (GO): chloroplast stroma; mitochondrion
Molecular function (GO): GTP binding
Source: RefSeq, a predicted model, not a curated record